Messenger RNA from Cololabis saira (Pacific saury), 7305 nucleotides. It is a transcript of the gene cadm3, whose product is annotated as cell adhesion molecule 3. Bases 330 to 1868 code for a protein of 512 amino acids. Gene Ontology annotation, biological process: homophilic cell-cell adhesion. The record is from RefSeq and is a predicted model, not a curated record. The transcript is spliced from 12 exons. Lineage: Eukaryota; Metazoa; Chordata; Actinopteri; Beloniformes; Belonidae. Gene Ontology annotation, cellular component: presynaptic membrane.
CUAUUUUUGCUGCAGUGAACGGUAGCUGUGGAGAGAUAGAUACACAAACAGAGUGAGAAAGAGAAAGAGCGAAAACGCAAGAAAAAAAAAGGAGUCAGAAAAGGUACCUAAAGGGAUUUAAAAAAAAAAAAAAAAAGAAAGCAAAAAAAAAAAAAAAAGUCGAUGAGAGCAGAUUGGUAGAAGUCUCCGGACAAGACGCAGCUGCGCAUCAAGGGGAGACCUAACUGGGGACCUUACUGGAGACCAGACGAAAACACGAGUCCGGAGGCGAAAUAACGGUGACACUCCAGAGCUUCUCUGCCCUUCCUGAGCGGAUCUGAGCCCAAACCAUGGCCUUCAACGCAGCCCUCUCUGCUUUAUGGAGUUUCAGCUUAUUGGCGACACUGUUCACAGCUGCGGUUCACAGCAACAUCGCCAGUGAUGAUGAUCGCUUGCAGCCUGUGACCUCAGACGAGACGGUUUCCGUCGGGGGCACCGUGACACUGACCUGCAGAGUGGCGGAGACCGACAAUUCCUCACUGCAAUGGUCCAACACGGCGCAGCAGACACUCUACUUUGGAGAAAAGAGAGCGCUGAGAGAUAACCGCAUCCAGCUGCACCGCUCCACACCAACAGAACUCUCCAUCAACAUCACUGACGUGGAGCUGUCCGACGAGGGCGAGUACACCUGCUCCAUCUUCACCAUGCCCGUCCGCACUGCUCGCGCCACCGUCACCGUGCUAGGCGUGCCCGAUGACCCUCAGAUCUCCGGCUCUGACGAUCCAGUGAAGGAGGGAGAAACCGUCACCCUGACCUGCACCAGCACUGGCAGCAAGCCCCCCGCCAGGUUGCGUUGGUACAAAGGAGACCAGGAGGUGCAAGGGCACCCCGACGUGGUGGAGUCCAUCCCAGACGACCCCACGUACAGCGUGCGCAGUGAGCUCACCCUGGAGGUGAGCGCCAGCGACGACCAGGCCCUCAUCACCUGCGCCGUGGACCACCCCUCCCUCACCCCGGGGGACAAGAGGGGCGAGCACGUCCUACGGGUGCUGUAUUCCCCUAAUGUACAGAUCCAGCCUGAAAAAGGUCUGCCGAUAGAAGGACAGAGAUUUUCUCUCCAGUGUUUGGGCAAAGGCAACCCUGACCCUGACAGCUACCUCUGGGUGAGGAAGGAUGGAGAGCUCCCCCUACUGGCCAAGCCCGACGGCGCCCUGCUCUACUUCUCUGCCCUCAACAAAACAGACAACGGUGUGUACCUGUGCACGGCGGACAACGGCAUCGGGAAGAACCAGGGGGAGUACACUCUCCAGGUGCAAGAUCUUCCCGACCCAGACUCCCCAGACGCCACUUUCCCCUCGCUUGGUUCUUUCCCGCCGUCCCCAUCCUUCUCCUCCUCUCCCCCCCCCGAGCUCUUCUACGGCUCGGGCUCCGACUCCAGCGACUUCCUCUUCACCUCCGACUCCUCCUCUUCCCCGGCCGUCACCCCCACCACCGCCCUCUCCAACGCCCUGUUCCCCGACAUGCCAUUCGCUCCCGACUCCCCCCCCGCCAGCGCCACCCCCCCGCUCCCCUCCAUCACACCCUCAGUUUCCGUCCGGCUGAAUGGAGUUUACACUUUCACAGAUGCUGCAGACAACAUCACAGACCCCACAGCCAUGUCGACAUCUUCGGGGGUGGACCACGCCGUGAUCGGAGGGGUGGUGGCCGUCAUCGUCUUCAUCCUGCUCUGCCUCCUUAUCGUCCUCGGCAGAUACCUCAUCAGACACAAAGGAACGUAUCUGACCCACGAGGCCAAGGGCUCGGAUGACGCCCCCGAUGCCGACACGGCUAUCAUCAACGCGGAGGGCGGCCACUCUGGAGCAGAGGACAAGAAGGAAUACUUCAUCUAGACAGGGGACAGAGUGGUGGGGGGAAGAGGAGUGGAGUGGAGUGGAGUGAAGGAAAAAAACAACGUCCAUUUGUUUUCACAGCGCUUCAGUUCUUCACUCUGUUGGAGGGAAAGUGGGAGGGGAAGGGAGGGAAAAGACUGUUGGUGGGAUAAAGGGAUGAGCUUAAGUUCAACUACCCUCUUUGCAUUGUUACAGGGAAGUGAGACUUUGCACUGACAUUCAGAUGAACUGAAUCUCCACACUCAAACAAACAAACGUACAUAAAUGAGCAAGUUUGGGGCAAAUCAGUUUUCGCGCAGACUUGAAUGCUUGUAGAUGCUCAGAUUAACAAACGCAAGCUUCCCACUAACACGUCUCUAUUCUGACACAUUAACCGAUGUUCACACAGGCGUCCUAUUUCUCGCUGUCGACGCAGCGGAAAAGUUAAAUUGUAAGUCACGAUUUCAACAUCUUCAGCUGAUAUUUUCACUUCUCAACCUGUCUCCUCAACGUUUCAACCAGCCCAGGUUUGUCCUCUCACAUUUGUGUCCCCAUUCUCUCCGUCAAAACCAGGCUCAACCCCCCUUGCAAACAUCCUUGUGACAGAGAAAUCCAUCUCAACCAAAUUUGUACCAUCCAUCCAUCCAUCUUCAUCCGCUUAUCCGGGACGCGGUCGCAGGGCAGCAGUCUGAGCAGAGAUGCUCAGACUUCCUCCAGCUCUUCGGGGGGAUGGGGAUUAUGAGGUGUCCCCAGGCCAGCCGAGAGACAUAGUCCCCAGGGUUUUCCUCCCGGUGGGACUUGCCUGGAACACCUCCCUAGGGAGGCGUCCAGGGGGCAUCUGUAUCGGAUGCCCAAGCCACCUCAGCUGACUCCUCUCAAUGUGAAGGAGUAGCGGCUCGACUCCGAGCUCCUCCCGGGUGACCGAACUCCUCACCCUAUCUCUAAGGGAGCGUCCAGCCACCCUGCGGAGGAAACUCAUCUCGGCCGCUUGUAUCUGCGAUCUUAUCCUUUCGGUCAUCACCCAAAGUUCAUGAUCAUAGGUGAGGGUAGGUGCGUAGAUUGACCGGUAAAUCGAGAACUUUGCCUUUAGACUCAGCUCUUUCUUCAGCACGACGGUCCGGUACACCGACCGCAUAACUGCGGACGCUGCACCGAUCCGUCUGUCAAUCUCACGCUCCAUCGUUCCCUCACUCGUGAACAAGACCCCGAGAUACUUGAACUCCUCCACCUGAGGCAGGACUUCUCCACCCACCCGGAGAAGGCAUGCCACCCCUGGUGGAGAACACAUGGCCUCGGUGCUAAUUUUCAUCCCUGCCGCGUUGCACCUCGCUUCAAACCGCCCCAGCACAUGCUGAGGGUCCUGGUCUGAUGAAGCCAACAGGACAACAUCAUCUGUAAAAAGCAGUGAUGAAAUUCCUUGGUUCCCAAACUGGAUCCUCUCUGGACCCUGGCUACGCCUACAAAUCCUGCCCAUAAAGAUUAUGAACAGGACCGGUGACAAAGGGCAGCCCUGCCGGAGUCCAACAUGCACUGGGAACAAGUCUGACCUACUACUGUAGAGAGCCCCGGACCCCAUACUUGCGGCGCAUCCCCUAGUCGAAUCCCUUCUCCCGAUCCAUAAAACACAUGUGGACUGGUUGGGCAAACUCCCAUAAAUCCUCAAGCACCCUGCGGAGGGUAUAGAGCUGGUCCAGUGUUCCACGACCGGGAUGAAAACCGCGUUUUUCUUCCUGGAUCCGAGGUUCAACCAUCGGCCGAAUUCUCCUCUCCAGUACCUCCCGGGGGAGGCUGAGAAAUGUGAUCCCCCUAUAUUAGUAACACAUCCUCCGGCCCCCCUUUUUCUUUCUUUUUUAAUCUCUAUCGGCAAAUAUAAUUUCCUCCCAUCAUGCCAUCUAACUACUCCCUUUGUCCUCACAAAAACCUUUUUUUUCCCCAGUGCACCAACACAAAUCAUACAAUACUUGUGCAAACAUCGCAUUUCCAUCUUGAGUUAACAAGCCGAGUGGCUCCAGUAUACAUAUAUAAAUAUAUAUAUAUAUAUAUAAAUAUAUAUAGAAUUAUAUAGCAUUCUUUUUACUUGACAGAAAAUUUUCGGUGUGCUGUAAAUACACUCUCUGUCUUGUUUCUACCUUCUGUCUCUCCUACUUCUAUCUCUUCUCUCUCAUACACUGUUACUGCAUUACAGUAACUUAUAUACUCAAAAAAAAAGCCUGCCUGUUUUCAUUACGUGCGUGGAAAUGCAGAGUCGAAAAUAUCAAUAUCUGGGGAAAAAACUGUACAAAUAACUAUGAUGUUGCGAUGAAAACUAACCUUAACUGCAAAUAUUUGUAUGACGAAUGUUUUCCUUCGAUUUUUAUUUAAAUUGCCCUUUUAUUUGAUUUUGGUUCAUUUUUUGGGGAACUUGGAGAGUUUUUUCUCACGUCUCGCUGUGUUUCUGUCAGUGUUAAUGGUUGUCUGUUGGUUUAUCAGUUGAGGAGUCCAAAAAUCUGAUGCCCUACUUGUGUUUUGAGUUUGAGGUUUUCGAUUUACUUCUUUCCCAUUUUUACAUUUUUGCUGAAUUCAGUGUUGCCAGUCUCUCCUCUCUCCGUCGGCCCUCUGCUCCAAAACACUCGUCUAUAGCAAAAACCUCAGCUGAACAAGGCUUCGGAAAGGUGUCUGAGAGUUUGAUGGAGCUCCUCUGGAGUGCUGCUGCCUGGUGCUUGUGUUUUAUGUGGUGUUCCCUCCACUUGGCCCUGCUGGUCCUGACUCUCACCUUCACCAUCUUUCUCCCUGCAACCGACUGCUUGUCUUGGCGAGGCCGCCCGGCAUUAAAUUCAUUGGGUUGUGACAUCAUGUACUUCCUCCAGAAAGCUGCCUUGAGGAGGAGAAAACUUUUUUUUUUCCUUUUUUUCCCUCCAGGGACAAACAGGACUGCCAACAUCCACUAUGACAAACUUCCCAGCGAAGAGAAGGAAAGAAAACAAUCCUUCCAUUAUGGCUUUUUUUGUGUGUCGUUACAAGCAGGACUCUUUCAUCGGCUUAACAAAGGGUUCCCAUAAAUGAACAGUGUUUUAUUAAGGUUGGGAGUUCGCCUUGGCAGUGGCAAACUCCACUUGGCCCGGUCAAAGAAAUUGAUUGCAAUCUAACUAAGAGGUUCUGGACUGCAGACUGUACACAUGCCAAGGUCUAGUUUGUCAGGCAGGGUGCCGAGCGCGAGUCUGAGCUGCAAUAACACUGAAGAAAGUCAUUUAGGGACUUACGCGUCCUCUUCCCUUUUUCUCCCUCUGCUUCACGUCCAUUUCUUUUCAUAGUUUAAUCAAUCAGCCGGUCUGCGUCCUGAUCCACCUUCACCCCGUCUCUCCUCCUCUCAUCACUCCUUUCCUGCCUCCAUCUCCGAUCGAUGUCCGACUCCCCCCGCCGGUCUUUGUUCUUUCAGGAGCUCGUGUAGACGUGCCGUAGCAGUAGCGCCUCUAGAUGUAUGCUGACUGAUCUCUGCAGAUCUGUGGGAGUGCUUCGGAGACGAUUCCCUUUGCUGUUGUCAGUCAACCUAUAGACAGUGAUCUCUGUGAUAGUUUUUGUACACCUUUCAUGGGAAUGUUCAGGGACUGUUUUUUUUUUUCUGUACCUUUCACAGCUUUGUUGUUAACUUCUGCCCAGCAGGCUGCUUUGAAAGCAAACAUGUCAGCUUGCUUUCAGAUAUUUUACACAUACUGUAAUGGGUGAUGGCUCCUGAAAAGGUCAUCUUUUUAUUUAUUUUCUUUUUCUUUUUCCACCUCGAGAGCUGGGGCUUGAAGAAUUUGGUGGUUAGUUUAUUGCUGAUGGUGAUUUUAACGGUGCACGUGAGCGGUGGAGUCGCCUCACGGCAAAGAUGGUGCUGGAAACCAUGCUGGUCAGUAGAGGCCUUUCUGUCCGGAGUUUGCAUUUUCUCACUUCACCACGACCCCCGACAGGUUGAAGUAGGCUUAGCUGCCAGAAGGGUUUUCUUUGAUAUGCACUGGAUAUUUUCAAAUAAAAGGAAGAUUUCCCCUCUUAUGUCUGCAGACCAGAGGACUUAGCUUUGUCUCGGAGAGCGAGUCACUUCACUUCAAAGAUGUUAGCAACGAACUGUAUUUAGCCUCCGUCAAACUACCUUGUGAAUGGAGAAAAGGAAUACUUGCCUCAUACUCAACAAAGUGUAAUGUCUUUUCAGAACUAAUGGACCUGUAUUUGCCUGUAAUUUAUCGUCCUGUCUUUCGUCUUACUUGAUGUGCUAGCAUGUAGCUUGCAUGAGAAAUGGUUGGAAACUGUAGAUAGUUUGGGCGACGAGAAGUGCUGACGAGCUUCUCUCCCGGGACGAGAGCGGCGGUCUGCCCGGCCGGCCGGCCUCCCUGCUGUCUUCUGAUCUGCAAACAUAGACUGUGCCCCAGUUAGAUCCAUCUGUACCUCCUCAACACACACACUCACACACACACACACACACACACACAUAAGACCACCCAACCAAGUAGGACUCAUUCUGCUUUUUCCGACUUCAUGAAAAACCCCACCAACACUCGGUGGCGUCUCAGUAUGUCCCAUCACAUCCGUGCAGUAAUGACCAACAGUCACCAGGUGCCAGCAAACAACAGCUUUUCUCCUCCGUCUUCACUCCGCCGGAGCUGAACUGCCCCUCCGCCUGACUUGCCAACUCCUCUUCAGGCAGUCACCACUAGCUGCCGCUCAUGUCUUUUCUUUUUUUUUUUUCUCUCUUUUUGUAGAAUAUUUUAUUUUUAAAUUAUGUUUUUGUUUUUUAAGCUGUGCAUAAUCUUCAGUUGUUACUUUCAGCGAUAAUCAUCGUCUUUUCUAAAUAGAUUCUCUGAAACUUGAAUGUUAGAAAUUUAGUUUUCCAUGUUUUAUUGUUUCAACAACCAUUUUAAUAUAUUUUCGUGUAUAUAGUAUUGCCUUUACCGAGAAAAAACAAACAAACAAACAAAAAAAAAAAAACCUAACAACUCUUACAUGCUCACUCAUACACACUUGGGGUACAUGCACAUCCACACACAUAUUCGGAUAUGCACAGCAGGCAUGACGUGCGUGACUAUGGUGUAUUUGUACGUAUGUGUGGGUAUGUGUGUGAAGUGUGCAGUGUGUAUUAAAUGACCCAAACAGACUCCAGAGACACUUUUAAUGUGUGUUGUAUACACAAAAAUGUUCAUUUUUCGAUGACUUAGAAAAAAGAAAGAAAAAAAAAUCUUAUUUGUUUUUUUAUUAAUUUUUUGGAUGACAAGUCUUCCUUUAGAGUAAAAUCCAUAUCACAUGGGAAUAGUUCUGUCAUGUAUGUUUAUUUGUACUAUGAUGGAUGAUGUCAUGCGAGACCCGGCCAUGACAGUGGUGGGUUUUGCGUCUGUUGGUUAUGUUCAUAAAGUGUUUUGUUUUGGUUUUGUUUUUUUUUUCCCCUUUUUUCUUUUUUGUUAGAAUACCAGUUCAGUUGUUGACUUCAAUAAACAUGCAUUUGGGUUAA